Messenger RNA from Haemonchus placei, 765 nucleotides. Lineage: Eukaryota; Metazoa; Nematoda; Chromadorea; Rhabditida; Trichostrongylidae. The record is from the annotation of a GenBank genome assembly.
AUGAAUAUCGUGGGUAUUUACUCUGUUCACCUCGCAAAAAAGCUUACCCGUCAUUGGCAAUCUGUUCACGAACAACUCGAAGGAAAGCGAAGAGGAAUGCUCGAAACUGACCUGAUUCUGAGUUUCGAUUUGACUUCUGAACCGCCACCAUACGAGCUGGCAAAUUCGUUUGCUGAGCCACUUGCUGAGAAGACGACGGUUAGCCCUAGCCCGAAAUCUGACAAGAGUAGGUCACCACCCCCAUCACGGCGGAACUCCGAUGUGGCAAAAAAAUUGCUCAAAGCCACGGAUUCGCUCCUUACCAAGAACUGUCAAAAGCUGCAGAAGAAGGAGAUUUGCAGUCCAUUGGUGCCGAGAAGCGCCCGUCUGCUGGAUUCAGUGUCCGAUUCAUCAGACGCAGAUGAUUCGUCGUGGAGUAGCCCCAUAAGAAGUCCUUUCAUCGAUAGCGCCAUCAGGAAGAUAAUGAAUGGGCAAUCAGAUGGGAGCGUGUUCGAUUCUGGGCGUCGUGAAUCGAUUGAAACACUGAUGAGUAAUGUCAAUUCUCAGCAGCCACCGAAUCUGGAGACGCUGAUCCUCUUCUAUCAGGACAAUAAUGGAGUGAAGAGCGAUAAGAACGGCUCGGCGAAAAUCGCCGAGGUAGCCCAAGUAGUCAAAGAAAACGGAGCUUCAGCAACAAUCAGCCAAGGAGUUGAUCGCAAUAUCGUGGCUCCAAUGGCAUCGAUUGAAGAAGAAAUGAGCAUCAGCCAAAUCACAGCCGCCUCCUAA